Molecule: messenger RNA, 2187 nt
Organism: Aaosphaeria arxii CBS 175.79
Lineage: Eukaryota; Fungi; Ascomycota; Dothideomycetes; Pleosporales
Product: P-loop containing nucleoside triphosphate hydrolase protein
Exons: 10
Coding region: 1-2187 (728 amino acids)
Molecular function (GO): ATP binding; ATP hydrolysis activity
Source: RefSeq, a predicted model, not a curated record
AUGGCACCCUCUGUAGCUCCAACGGAUUACGAUGUUAAGAGCAUCUCAAGCUCUUCUUCAGAUCACCAAGAGCCAAGCAUAGAUGCUGUGACCGAGUUGCCCUUGGCGCAAAAGGACACCAAGAAAGAACUACCCAAUACGGGCAUGACAUGUGCCGUAAAGAACCUUUGGGAGGGAGAAAGAAAAUGCACUUGUUGUGUAAAUUGGAUCGAAGAGUACCCCGAAGAUGUGACGCCUAACCCCGAAGAGACCGACGCCGUUCAGCGUUACGCUCUCAUUGUACGAAACAAGCGAAGCCAUGGUGUCUCGGGCAAAGCAAUGAUAGUCCACACCAUCGUGGUUCAGAGUCCGUUGCUCAAGCCAAUGCUCGAGGAAGUCUUCGACGGAUAUGAGGGAGUAACCGCAGGUCUGAAAAAAGUUACAUUCACCACUCCCUUCGCUCCGUUCUUCUAUCGAUGGUCUCAAUUCAAGAAGUCUGUGCAGUCACAAAUCGAUGAGGAAACUCGUUCUCACGCCAAUCUCUUGUAUGAUGUCCUUGCUAGCGAGCUCGAUGAGACAGUGAGCACUUAUCAAGAUCUCCUCUCCCACGGUGUCAUUACCUACAAACACCUCUGGACGCUGUUCAAGCCGGGUGAUUUCAUUCUUUGUCAGGUUGAUGGCGAACAAAUGAUGAUGCGCCUCAAGACCUCUAUGCCGCAGUCUGCUGGCCUGUGCUUGCAUGCCAAAUAUAUUGAUUGGGAUGGAUUCAACUUCGGAUAUGCCUCGUAUACAUUUACCAUUCAAGCAUUCGAAGGAACCAAACCAAUAACCGACCUUGAAGCCUACCCAAUACAGUUCCAUAGCGACUCGGCUGCCAUUGAGAGCAGACUUGCAGCACGAGGCAAAAAGUUCGAACAAUUGCAAGGCUACCACUACAAGAAAUACAAUGGAACUGCUCACUUCGCUUCAAUGGUCUUUGGCAAUCGCACAAUUCCUGCGAGACAGCGUACAGUCGAUGGGCGAAUCAUCAUCCACGCUGAGAUGUAUUGCCGUUACAAUCUUUUGGAGUGCCCGCCACUCGAGCCUCUGGGCUCUAUUAACUUCGCUCCAAACCUACCUUCAGAGCUUGAGCCAGUUCACAUGGCUAACCAAUUCUUGCCACCUCCGCCUCCACCUCCUCCACCAGGGUUCCCCAUGCAUCAUCCACCGCCACCGCCUAUGCCUAUGCCUAUGCACCCCGGUUCAAUGGGUCCACCACAAACGGGCGCUCAGGGUAAGCGCUCUAAACGCAGGGGCCGAAGUAAACCUCAACAACGUACUUACGAGUUCCUUGAUUUAGAACCCAAGGUCCUCUCCGAGGAUUUGCAUCCGAUUUGCUCGCCAAUCGUGAAAGGCUAUUCCCUGAAAACCAAGAACUGGGCCAAGUUCAAGGUCAAGGAUGUGCAUGAGAUUGUCUGGGACGACCGUGCUUUCGACAGCCUCGUCCUGCCCGAGGGCUACAAGAACCUCAUACUCUCGUUCACAAGGUCACAAAAUGCUUGUGAAACAGUCAUGGACGACGUGAUUGAAGGAAAAGGACAGGGCAUUACGAUCCUUCUUCUGGGAGAGCCAGGUGUCGGAAAGACGUUGACUGCGGAGUCAGUCGCUGAAUAUAUGCGGGUUCCACUUUACUCUAUGAGUGCCGCCCAGCUGGGAGUUGAUAGUGAAACGGUAGAGACACAGCUAGGUGACAUCCUUGAGAUGGUCACGAAAUGGAAAGCUAUCCUACUUCUCGAUGAAACCGAAGUCUUCCUCGAACAACGUACCAUCGAGAGUCUAGAACGCAACAAGCUCGUAUCCAUCUUCCUUCGUAUGCUGGAGUAUUACCGAGGAGUACUCUUCCUCACAACGAACCGAGUUGAAGUUCUCGACAAGGCUUUGGAAUCACGUAUUCAUCUCAAGAUAUCCUACCCUGAACUCGACCGAACGGCCCGCCUGCGUAUCUGGCACAAUCUGGUUGGACUCUUGCCUCCCGGUAGUGUUGGCCUAGAUCCGUCCGAUCUGGACUUCCUCUCUCACCGAAAGAUGAAUGGACGCGAGAUUAAGAAUGUGAUCAAAACAGCUCAGUUGCUCGCCAGCGGUCAAGACCGUGCACUUGAUUUGGAUGACAUUGACACCGUAUUGCGGAUUACCCAGAUUGGUUCAGACUUCAAGUCGUCCCAGGACUGA